Staurois parvus is the source of this 405-nucleotide messenger RNA. The record is from the annotation of a GenBank genome assembly. NCBI's taxonomy places the organism in Eukaryota, Metazoa, Chordata, Amphibia, Anura, Ranidae.
CCGCAAUCUCUGGUCAUCCCUGUACUGUGUCCGCAGUCUCUGAUCAUCCCUGUACUGUCCGCAGUCUCUGGUCAUCCCUGUACUGUGUCCGCAGUCUCUGGUCAUCCCUGUACUGUGUCCGCAGUCUCUGGUCAUCCCUGUACUGUGUCCGCAGUCUCUGGUCAUCCCUGUACUGUGCCCGCAAUCUCUGGUCAUCCCUGUACUGUGUCCGCAGUCUCUGAUCAUCCCUGUACUGUCCGCAGUCUCUGGUCAUCCCUGUACUGUGUCCGCAGUCUCUGGUCAUCCCUGUACUGUGUCCGCAGUCUCUGGUCAUCCCUGUACUGUGUCCGCAGUCUCUGGUCAUCCCUGUACUGUGUCUGCAGUCUCUGGUCAUCCCUGUACUGUCCGCAGUCUCUGGUCAUCCCU